Molecule: messenger RNA, 952 nt
Organism: Owenia fusiformis
Lineage: Eukaryota; Metazoa; Annelida; Polychaeta; Sabellida; Oweniidae
Source: the annotation of a GenBank genome assembly
CUUCGCGAGUCAGGUUCUAAUUUUUAUCUCAUUCUCCGAAUCCAUCGAUUGUUGGGUUCCUGAAUAUUUCGCAGAUCGAUCCUGGAUUUGCGUAAAUGUAGUGUCUGGAAUAUGCUCUAUCGGCAACGUCGCUACCGUUUGAGGUAAUCCAAACCAUUCUCUUCUAAACACUUGCAACGGUGGACUUGAAUUAUGGCUGACAUGACAUGGAACGCUUGGAUUGACUCGCUCAUCAGCAAUUCGAGGAACCUAAAGGGCGAGCCACAAAUUGACAAGGCCUGCAUCAUUGGCUUGAGGGACGGCGGACUCUGGCAUCGUGCGGAUCAUCCAAAUGCCCUGAUUCUCAAAGAAGAAGAAGCAAAUAAAAUUGCAAGGGUUUUCAGAGGAAAGGAAAUUGCACCUUUUGUGAACGAUGGUAUUCCCAUUGCGGGCCAUGAUUAUGUUUAUUUUGAUGGCGAUGACGUAGUUGACGUCGUGGCAAAAGGUCGAAACGCAUCCGAGGACGGCAUCUACUUAUACACGUCAAAGACAGCCAUCGUCAUUGGCCACUGUCCCAGUAUGAACGACCAGACCCUAGCUGAUAAGACUAUAAGUGAUAUCGCUCAGAAACUGAAGGACUUGGAGCUAUAGAAAAACAACGUUUCUAAAUUGAUUCACCCUGGAUUGUAUUUCAUAAUUGGGUCUCAGGUAUUAUUCUUACCUGAAUGCAAAACGAUGAAGUAAUGUGGGGUGUAUAUAGAUCUAAAGGACAGAGACAAAACGUCAUUAAUAAUUAGGUGCACCCUUUCUAGUAAAGCACAAGUAAUAAUCCAUGAUGAGAGAUUGGAAUUCGAAACUUUCACAAUAGAAAAGAAAAAUGCUUUGUUAAUUGAACAAUGUAGAAUACAUGAUUUCAGAUAGAUUUGCAAUAUCCUGAUAUAUGUUGGGCUAUACAUGGUAUUCAUAAAUCGCA